This is a messenger RNA of Pseudo-nitzschia multistriata, 2123 nucleotides long. NCBI's taxonomy places the organism in Eukaryota, Bacillariophyta, Bacillariophyceae, Bacillariales, Bacillariaceae. The record is from the annotation of a GenBank genome assembly.
AGUCACUUUUUUAUCUCCCUGGUUUGGUGUAAAAAAAGAAAAUUUUGCUCUGGAGUAGAGUGAUCACCUUUCCUUGGACCACCAGUUUCCUAGUGUUUCUGCCAGGAAAUAUCCCUUCACUCGACAUCGGAGAUGACGAGAGAAGAACACCUCGAAAAGGUAAAAGGGAAAAAACAGACUGGUAUUUCUGUGGCAGAACGAACAGAUGGUGGUGUUGUCAAUUCCCGCGAAAAUAAUGAUGGUAGACAAAAGAGCCUUGACAGUGUGUUGGGGCUGAGGUGUCUUUCGAUUGUUUUGUCCUAUCUCGAGGAAUUCGAGGGAACCUCGUUGCUUUUAUGCCGGAGCCAGUAUUGGACGGACACAAUCCUGCCAUUGCUACGGCUUCCAACGGAAUCGACAAUCACAGGGACUCCAAAACUACAAAAACACAGGCACCGRAUGGCGGACCGCAACAAAAAUCCACUCGUCAACAUACCCGAUGCGUUCACGAGAUUGGAUCGUCUCAAUACAAGGCGUUUGAACACUCGUUUGAGACAAAAUCGUGAUGUAYGUGGCAGUAAUGCCGAUAAUCUUUCAACGUUGCAGAUUGCUAAGAUUGAAUGGAAAGAAACACUCAGUUCGAAGGGAUCGGGAGGAGAAGAGGGAAAGGCUGRUGAUGACGACGACAAUAAACAAGACAACGGCAAUGUUCCUCKGUUGUCUCGRAGGUUCCGGUUGAUCAUGAAUCCACCCUUGCUCCGAUUUUAUGACGGCGAGAGCCCUCCUGAUUCUCUCACAUGUUGUUUUAAAGAAGGUACUACCUGCCUUGCAUCUUAUCCAAGGUCCGGGAACUCAUUGCUGCGAAGCUUGCUGGAAACCGCAACGGGAUUUUGCACAUCUAGCGACACCCGGCCCGACCGUAACCUAUCGGUGGCCCUCGCUGAGAAGCCCCCCUUUUUCUGCGGAGAGGGUCUGGCGCCAAAAUCAACGGGAGGUUUGGAUUCGGAGUCCUCCUCCGCCUUUUUGCCACCGGAGGCAUCCUCCGGUCGCCGUGUCGCACCGCCGCCCAUUUGCAAGACGCAUUGGCCAGAGCGAAUUGGCUGCCACGCGUAUGAUUGCCAACGCGUUGUUUUGUUGGUCCGGAAUCCAUUUGAUGCAACAGAUUCUUACUGGCACAUGUGCGUGACCAAUACSCAUACGAAAAAAGUUGCUCCCUCUGUGACAGAGGAGCACCUCGACUUUUACAGGGCCCUCGUCCGCCACGAGAUUUUGCAGGUUUGGAUGGGUUUUUUGGACUAUUACUGGAAGGAGUGUUCGCGCCAUAAUAUUCCGCUACUUCUGGUGCGAUACGAGGACCUAGUCCUCUCUCCAAGGCGCGAACUGCAGCGGAUCCUCGAAUUUUCUUGCAAUACCAAUUCAAACGAUGGAGUGGAUUGGUGGAAGAGGCGAUUAGAGGAGGUAACCAGAGAUACAGAUUCGAAAGACUCAUCCUCAACCUCAUCAACGGACAAGAAACGGUUUGGCUAUCAAUCUUCUUCGACCAUCGGUACCGACUCUUCUGCUACAGCAAGCACCAAGGAAUCGGCAGCUUUGAACAAUCAUAGCAUCAGCACCAGCAGCCACCCGAGCAUUGGGAGAUCCUUACGGAAAGGGGGGAAUAUCACACCAAGUAUCUUGCAGGUUGUCCAUGAUCUAGACGACAAUGGAUGGCUAGAGCGCCUGGGAUAUCACGUAUACCGCCAGAAUUUUCCGAACAAUUUGGAUCGUCUGCCUCCCGUACCAGUCCUUGAAUGUAGUGACAAGGAAGAUGCUAGGGGACACGYCAGAAGUACUUUGGCCAUCAAUGUCCCAGAUGUCUCACUUGAGCUGCGUCCAAGGGACAGUCCAUAUGGACGAAACAUGACGCACUGGAGAAGGAGACGGACCGAGAGAGAUACACGACCCUUUCCUACAGUCUAAGCUAUUAUCGUAGUGUUGAUGCGGUGUUCAUCUCCAUUUAGUACGUGUUUAUCUAAUCAUCGUUUCAGCUGGAGACUAUUGCAUUACUUGGGGGGCAUUGAAAUCGUUGCUACCAAUGCCAGAAUUUUUUAAAUAUGAAAGUAUUGUAAAAAUGUAAAAUUUUAWAAUAGAAAAUUUCUUUUUGG